Molecule: messenger RNA, 1703 nt
Organism: Trichosurus vulpecula (common brushtail)
Lineage: Eukaryota; Metazoa; Chordata; Mammalia; Diprotodontia; Phalangeridae
Gene: SLC1A6
Product: solute carrier family 1 member 6
Exons: 9
Coding region: 9-1703 (564 amino acids)
Biological process (GO): L-glutamate transmembrane transport
Cellular component (GO): plasma membrane
Molecular function (GO): L-glutamate transmembrane transporter activity; glutamate:sodium symporter activity; neutral L-amino acid transmembrane transporter activity
Source: RefSeq, a predicted model, not a curated record
UUCUAAGGAUGAGUAGCCACGCCAAUAGUCUUUUCCUGAGGGAAAGUGUUUCCCAGCGCCUUGGGGGGCAGAGUUGGCUACAAGGUUUUCAGGAUUCCAUGCAACAGCGUGCUGCCCGAACCCGGUUGCAAAUCCAAACUAUGAACCGAGAGCGAGUGUUCCGGUUCCUUCGGAGAAAUGCCUUCAUCCUUCUCACAGUCAGUGCUGUGGUCAUAGGGAUUAGUCUUGCCUUUGCCCUUCGUCCUUAUCAGCUGACCUAUCGUCAGAUAAAAUACUUCUCUUUUCCUGGAGAGCUGCUGAUGAGGAUGUUGCAAAUGUUGGUGUUGCCGCUCAUUGUCUCCAGCCUAAUCACAGGUAUGGCAUCUCUGGACAACAAGGCUUCAGGGCGGAUGGGGAUGCGGGCUGCUAUUUACUAUAUGGUGACAACAGUCAUUGCAGUCUUCAUUGGCAUCCUCAUGGUCACCAUCAUCCACCCUGGGAAAGGAUCCAAAGAAGGGCUGCACCGAGAGGGCCGCAUUGAAUCUAUCCCUACAGCUGAUGCCUUCAUGGACCUCGUCAGGAAUAUGUUCCCACCCAAUCUUGUGGAAGCCUGCUUCAAACAGUUUAAGACGCAGUACAGCACCAGAGUGGUGACAAGGACCGUCAUGAAGAUGGAAAACAGGACAGGACUGGGCAUCUCCCCUUCACCUCUUUCUCUAAUGGACAAUGGUACUAGUGUCUUCGACAAUGUUUCUCGUGCCCUUGGCACCCUGCAGGAGGUACUGAGUUUUGAGGAGACUGUGCCCGUACCUGGCUCAGCUAGUGGCAUCAAUGCUCUGGGCUUGGUGGUAUUCUCGGUCAGUUUUGGCCUGGUCACUGGCAGCAUGAAACAAAAGGGCCAUGCCCUGAAGGUAUUCUUCAACAGCCUCAAUGAAGCCAUUAUGAGACUUGUUGGUGUUAUUAUCUGGUAUGCUCCUGUGGGUAUCCUCUUCCUCAUCGCUGGGAAGAUCCUAGAGAUGGAGGACACAGCUGUAGUUGGUGGACAGCUGGGCAUGUAUACACUGACUGUCAUCGUGGGCCUGCUCAUCCAUGCUGGGGGUGUCCUCCCACUCCUCUACUUCCUCAUCACACACAAGAAUCCCUUCCCUUUCAUCGCUGGCAUGCUGCAGGCCCUCAUCACCGCCAUGGGCACUUCCUCCAGCUCAGCAACUCUGCCCAUCACCUUCCGGUGCUUGGAGGAGAACCUUGGCGUGGAUAGACGCAUCACCAGGUUUGUGCUGCCUGUGGGAGCGACCAUCAACAUGGAUGGCACUGCCCUCUAUGAAGCCUUGGCAGCCAUCUUCAUAGCCCAGGUCAACAAUUAUGAACUCAACCUGGGGCAGAUCACCACCAUCAGUAUCACAGCCACAGCUGCCAGCAUAGGGGCUGCGGGCAUUCCCCAGGCUGGCCUUGUCACCAUGGUCAUUGUGCUUACCUCUGUUGGGCUCCCAACUGAGGAUAUCACACUCAUCAUAGCUGUGGACUGGUUCUUGGACCGCCUCCGAACUACCACUAAUGUUCUGGGGGACUCAGUAGGUGCUGCCAUCAUUGAGCAUCUGUCUCGGAAGGAGCUGGAGCUGCAGGAUGCUGAGCUAAGCCUCCCAAGCCUUGGAAAGUCUUAUCAGCUCAUCGCCCAGGAGAAGGGAGCCAAUAGAGCUCGGGGAGGCAAUGAAAGCAACAUGUGA